CUUCGUAAGUGUUACGGUAUAAUUUGUAAAGCACCAAGAGUGCAAUCAUGAAGGUGCCGCAGUGCUUAGACACAAACUUCUUCGAGACAGUCAUUCACAAUGGCUUCAAUUUAACCAACUUCCAAAUAUCUAAAGUGCAAAUUGAAAUUGGGACAUCAGCUGGUGAUAACUACUGCAGUACGAUAUAUCGAGUGUUUUUAGAUGUGACUGAUACUGAGAAAAAUGUGCAAAAACUGCAAGUUCUCGUUAAGCAUUUGCUUAAUUCCGAAACUGGUGGAAGUAUCAUGGAGUUCAUGAACGUUUUUGACAAAGAGAUUGAUAUGUUCAAAAAUAUCCUACCUAUGUUAACUAAAAUCUCAGGCGGGAUACAAUUUGGUGCAAGAUUCUACCAUUCCGUGUCCGAGCCUCAAUCGAAGUUAAUUGUCGUACAAGACCUCAAGGAGAUGCAAUACCGAAUGGCUGAGAGGAAAGAAGCUCUAGAUUUCGAUCAUUGCUGCAUUGCUCUCAAGAAACUCGGCCAAAUGCACGCAUCUUCAGUGAUCUUAGCCAAAGAAAAUCCAUCACUCAUGAAUAAAUAUUCCUUCGGCAUUCUUCACGGUUCAGAAAACAAUCCAGGACUUAUGCAACAGUGA
This is a messenger RNA of Phlebotomus papatasi, 632 nucleotides long. RefSeq lists its product as uncharacterized. NCBI's taxonomy places the organism in Eukaryota, Metazoa, Arthropoda, Insecta, Diptera, Psychodidae. The transcript has 2 exons. The record is from RefSeq and is a predicted model, not a curated record. Bases 48 to 632 code for a protein of 194 amino acids.